GUCGAAUUUUGUUCGCCUCUAGUCUGGCCGUCAUAUUUCAUACAUAAUACUCCCCCUGUGUCUUUAAUCCUCUAGGACUAUGGGUAACCAGCAGUCCAACAUUGGCGGAGGUCCCGGUGGGGAUGGAAGAGAUGACAAGGACAAGAAGAAGGAUAAGCCCAGAUACGAACCGCCUCCCCCCCCUACCACUCGCCUCGGUCGCAAGAAGCGCAAGGCCGCCGGUCCCAGCACGGCUUCCAAGCUCCCUGACAUCUUCCCGACGUCACGAUGUAAACUACGAUACCUCCGCAUGCAGCGGGUUCACGAUCACCUGCUGCUAGAAGAAGAAUACGUCGAGAACAUGGAGCGUCUGCGCAAGACCAAGGCCCAGGCUGCAUUGGACACCGCCAACCGAAGCGACCUCGAGCUCGCGGACAGAAACGCAGAUGAGAGAAGCCGGGUUGAUGAUAUGAGAGGCAGUCCCAUGGGCGUCGGCAACCUAGAAGAGCUGAUCGACGACGAUCACGCGAUCGUCUCCAGCGCUACUGGCCCCGAGUACUACGUCUCGAUCAUGUCGUUCGUUGACAAGGACCUGCUUGAGCCGGGUGCCAGUAUCCUUCUACACCACAAGUCGGUCUCCGUGGUUGGUGUGUUGACUGAGGAGUCCGAUCCUCUCGUCUCCGUGAUGAAGCUCGACAAGGCACCAACAGAGUCUUACGCAGACAUUGGUGGUCUUGAGACCCAGAUUCAGGAGGUCCGCGAAUCCGUCGAACUUCCGCUGCUCCACCCGGAGUUGUACGAGGAGAUGGGUAUCAAACCGCCUAAAGGUGUUAUCCUGUACGGUGCCCCCGGUACCGGAAAGACCCUGCUGGCCAAGGCUGUCGCCAACCAGACCAGUGCCACUUUUCUUCGAAUCGUUGGCAGUGAGCUUAUUCAGAAGUAUCUUGGAGAUGGUCCUCGCUUGGUUCGACAGAUCUUCCAGGUUGCGGCCGAACAUGCCCCAUCCAUUGUGUUUAUUGAUGAAAUCGAUGCUAUUGGUACGAAGCGUUACGACUCCACAUCCGGCGGUGAGCGAGAAAUCCAGCGUACCAUGCUGGAGUUGCUUAACCAACUGGACGGUUUCGACGACCGCGGUGAUGUCAAGGUGAUCAUGGCCACCAACAAGAUCGAGACCCUGGAUCCCGCUCUGAUCCGUCCGGGACGUAUUGAUCGAAAGAUUCUCUUCGAGAACCCCGACCAAAACACCAAGAAGAAGAUUUUCACCCUGCACACUUCCAAGAUGUCGCUGGGAGAUGACGUCGACUUGGAUGAGUUCAUCAACCAGAAGGAUGAUCUUUCUGGUGCUGAUAUUCGGGCCAUUUGUACUGAGGCCGGUCUCAUGGCUCUGAGAGAACGCCGGAUGAGAGUGCAGAUGGACGACUUCCGCGCCGCCAGGGAGCGCAUCAUGAAGACCAAGCAGGACGGUGGCCCUGUUGAGGGCUUGUACUUGUAGACGUGCAAUGUUGAUGGUGUAUGUAGAUCUAUAUUAGCCUGACAAGUGAUCUUUGG
Aspergillus aculeatus ATCC 16872 is the source of this 1527-nucleotide messenger RNA. Its product is annotated as proteasome regulatory particle base subunit RPT2. The coding region runs from base 80 to 1471 and encodes 463 amino acids. The transcript is spliced from 4 exons. Gene Ontology annotation, molecular function: ATP binding; ATP hydrolysis activity; proteasome-activating activity. Gene Ontology annotation, cellular component: proteasome regulatory particle, base subcomplex. Lineage: Eukaryota; Fungi; Ascomycota; Eurotiomycetes; Eurotiales; Aspergillaceae. Gene Ontology annotation, biological process: proteasome-mediated ubiquitin-dependent protein catabolic process. The record is from RefSeq and is a predicted model, not a curated record.